This is a messenger RNA of Nothobranchius furzeri (turquoise killifish), 2879 nucleotides long. RefSeq names its product exostoses (multiple) 1c (gene ext1c). Lineage: Eukaryota; Metazoa; Chordata; Actinopteri; Cyprinodontiformes; Nothobranchiidae. Gene Ontology annotation, cellular component: membrane. Gene Ontology annotation, molecular function: glycosyltransferase activity. The record is from RefSeq and is a predicted model, not a curated record.
AGCAUCUCUCUGCCUUCCUGAUGAGGACCAGGACCAGGACCAGGACCGGGACCCGUCCUGCAGACGUCAUGAGGCAGCCUGAGGACUCCGUCUCUCUCCACCAGGCUGGACGGAGAAGACCAUGUCUGUUCUGCUGAAGCUGGCUGGUUCUGCCACCACCUGAGAGGAGCAUCAGAACCUCAGAUCGCAUAACUCUGCUGGAAGAGGUGGAGCGAGAAGAAGCCAUGUUCUAGAUGACUUCCUCUUCCUCACCAGAAGCCUCUCAUUAGUCUGAGUUCACCCCAGUGAGGCUGCAGAGCUGAGGGGCGGGGUGGGAGUGGAGAACUCUCGACUCGUCGUAGACCCGGAGAGGCCGAGAGCGGGAGGAGGACCGGAGUGUGCUGGGAGGGGAGGCAGACUGACUGAUGACCUCCAUGCAGGCGCGUAAGAAGUAUGUUCUGCUGGGCCUGUGUGCGUUCUGCUGGCUGCUUCUCUUCUACUGUGGGGGAGGGGUCCAGCUCCGCCUGCUGCACCUGCUGACCCGCCACCAAGGGGACGUGCUGCGCCACUGGCCCAACUGGACUGACGGGGCCUUCCUCCCCAGAUAUGCUCACCUGGGGGAGCUUCAGACAGACGCGGGGCUGGCGGAGUCCCCCCGGCAGCGCCGCCUGGCGUGGUCGACCAUCUAUAAGGACAGCCGGUGCCGCAUGGAGACGUGUUUUGACUUCUCCAGGUGUCAGCGCCGAGGCAGGGAUGGGUUCCGGGUCUACGUAUACCCAUCAGAGAAAAGUGACCGCGUGUCACAGAGCUACAGAAAGAUCCUGGCGUCCAUCAGCGAGUCUCGGUACUACACCCCGGACCCCCGAGAGGCCUGCUUGUUCGUGCUCGGUAUCGACACCUUGGACCGGGACCAGCUCUCGGGUCAGUUUGUGCCCAACAUGGACGAACGCAUCCGAAGUUACCCACUUUGGAACGAUGGGCGGAACCACCUGAUCUUUAACCUGUAUUCUGGCACCUGGCCCAACUACACCGAGGAUCUGGGCUUCAACACCGGCCAGGCCAUCUUAGCCAAAGCCAGCCUGAACACGGAACACUUCAGACCCGGAUUCGAUGUCUCCAUCCCGCUCUUCUCUAAGGACCACCCCCAGAAGGGAGGGGAGCGAGGCUGGCUGCUGAGGAACACCACCCCUCCACGGAGGAAGUACCUACUGAUGUUCAAAGGGAAGCGGUACCUGACCGGCAUCGGCUCCGACACCAGAAACGCUCUUCAUCACAUCCACAACGGGAAGGACAUCGUGUCGCUGACGACCUGCCGCCACGGGAAGGACUGGGAGAAGCACAAGGACUCUCGCUGUGACCGUGACAACCUGGAGUACGAGAGGUUUGACUAUCAGGAGCUGCUCCACAACUCCACCUUCUGUUUGGUUCCCCGAGGCCGACGACUGGGAUCCUUCCGCUUCCUGGAGUCACUGCAGGCGGCGUGUGUCCCCGUGCUGCUGAGCAACGGCUGGGAGUUGCCGUUUUCUGACGUCAUCCAGUGGAACCAGGCCGUCAUCGAAGGAGACGAGAGGCUCCUGCUGCAGGUCCCGUCCACAGUGAGAGCGGUACCAAACGAGCGGGUUCUGGCCCUCAGACAGAGAACCCAGGUUCUGUGGGACGCCUAUUUCUCCUCUGUGGACAAGAUCGUCCUCACCACUCUGGAGAUCAUCAAGGACCGCAUCUUUUCUCACGUCUCCAGGAACAGGUUCAUGUGGAACUCACUGCCAGGAGGUCUGCUGGUUCUACCGGAGUACUCCACUCACCUGGCCCACUUCCCGUUCUACUACCUGGGACUAGGGGUCAGUCCCGGUCAAGAGUUCACCGCCGUCAUCCACGCCGUCUCCCCAUUGGUCUCUCAGUCACAGCCAAUCAUGAAGCUUCUUCAGGUGGUCUCCAGGUCCAAGUACUGCUCUCAGAUCAUCAUUCUGUGGAACAGCGAGAAGCCGCCGCCCAGCCGGAGCAAAUGGCCCCCGAUGCCCGUCCCCCUCGUGGUGACUGACGGCAGGAGGAAGACCACCAGCCGGUUCCUACCUCACGUUGCCAUAGAGACGGAGGCGGUGCUGAGUCUGGAUGAGGACACAGUCCUGCUGACCAGUGAGGUGAACUUUGCCUUCCUGGUUUGGCGUAGUUUUCCUGAUCGGAUCGUCGGCUAUCCUCCCCGGAGCCACUUCUGGGAUCCCGUGAAGCACGCCUGGAGCUACACGUCCAAGUGGACCAACGAGUACUCCAUCGUCCUGACAGGAGCAGCCUUCUACCACAGGUACUACAACUACCUGUUCUCCCACCACCUGCCUGUGUCGCUGCGGACACUCGUGGAUCGGACCUCCAACUGUGAGGACAUCCUGAUGAACUUCAUGGUUUCGGCCGUGACUCACCUGCCUCCCGUGAAAGUGGCUCAAAGGAAGCAGCACAAGGAGCUGCCGGCUCCCCAGGUGAUGAAGAGCGUUUCCUGGGCCAGUCCUGAGCACUUCAGUCAGAGGCAGGAGUGCAUCAACACCUUCUCCACCUGGUUCGGAUACAUGCCUCUGGUCCACUCGCAGCUCCGCCUGGACCCCGUCCUCUUCAGAGACCAGGUCUCCGUCCUCCGCAAGAAGUACAAAGACCUGGAGCGGGCGUAACGCUGGCGACAGGCCAGCAGCACGCCAGGUCCGGUCUGCUGGACUCUGGACCAAUCAGCUGAGGGCACAAAGGCCCCGACGGUUCUGACCCGCAGCAGGAGCCGAGACAGGACUGAAGAAUCAGCCUGAGAGGCACCAGAACUGGUACUGGUUCUGUGCGGUCAGCUGUUACUGCAGGGACUGUUGCCAUGGAAACAGAUGGUUUCACUAACUGUAACCCCAAUAAAGUGGUUUCUAAAUGCA